UUGUUUUGCUUUUGUAUAUGAUCUCAAUUUUUGGAGGCAAUCUUGAAUAAAUUGAACUUAAAAUAAACUAAGUCUCAUGACAAUAACAAUAAUUAAAAUAACAUGAAAUAUAAUGAUAAUUUAUAUUUUGUUUCCUUUAAUUUUAGCCUCUAUAUAAUAUAUAGUCUUAGUCCCAUUAUAACUGAGAGUAGAGUUGUUUUGUGGUGGUGAAGAAAAAACGGACCUUUGACCUGAACCUAGGUCGCUGGAAUCAUGGACAGAAAGUAUUUAGCCAUUAAACUGCAUAUUAUUUAAAACUGCAUGAUUUAUAAUUUUGUUGUUCGCACUCCAACAACAAACCCCAAAAAAUGAUGAAUCAUAGCUUAGAGGACCUUUGUCCUAGUGUCCGUUAUACUUCUGUUGUCGUCUUGGGCCUACAAUAAGGAAAUGAUACUUUGUAUCACCUUGGUCAUUCCUUCGCUUCUUUGACCGCAUGGACAUUAUCGCAGUUUAUAUUGUAUAUGACAUUUGUCCGUUUUGUCUUAUCUGACACCCAAAAGUUGUUAAUACAAGGAGGAGAUAAUAUAAUAAUAAUAGGCCUAUACUUUGAUGUGCAGUAUGAUGUCAUCCUAAUGUUCGUAUAUCUGAGACGCAAAGACGCAUGCGAACUUUCACUUAAGGAACUCGAUCACCAAAGGAGGUUUCAUAAAAAGUUAUCAACUAUAUGAAAACAGCCUGAUUUCUGGUUUUUCGGUUUGACUAAAUUAUUCGUGUUACUUUAAGUUCAAUAAUCACUGUACAGUCUCUGCAGAAGCAGGAAUUUUACCGUUGGUUAAAUCUUUAUUGCCCUAGACCCACGAUAGGUAUGAGGUACGUAGGCCCAUUUGUCUUUCAGGUCCUAUUGUAUACUUUAAUAUCUUGUAGCGGAAAAGUAAACGCACAGGUAUCAGUAACAAUUUUAUACGAGCACCUCGAAACUAUUACAAACGACACCGUCCGGGAAGUUUGCAGGUAUGACGUCAUUUCCUUAUUCGGUUGGUCUUUGUACAAUGCCUGUGAAACGGAGUGCUCGAGGAGGAAAUUUGAUUGUGACCUUAAAUGUCCUUGUCGUAACGGUGCUAAAUGCAAUCCGACCUUGAGUUUGUGUCAGUGUGCACCAGGCUGGUGGGGGGACUUUUGUCAAUAUCCAUGUGAGGAUGGUUUCCAUGGUAACGGAUGCAACGUCCGUUGUCAGUGUAAUAAAGACGAGAUUUGUGAUCACGCAACUGGAAGAUGCAAUGCAAAGAACUCUUUGAACUGUCGGACAACACCCUACCACUCGUCAUGCCGGGGAAGAUGCGAUUGCCCAAGAGAUACAGUGUGUUCAGUGGUGACCGGUUCAUGCACAUGUCCAGAACGAUGUAAAACUGGGCAAUCAUCAGCUGAUUAUUGUCCAGAAUGCCACACUCUAGGAAAAAUUUGCUUCGAUUCUGGAAAAUGGAAUGGAGACAUAUGCAACCGAUGCAAUGAUGCCCAAAACCUGACGUGUAUUCCGACGUGUGAGGAGGGUUGGCAGGGAUUUUUUUGUCGUGUUUGUCAAAAGGGACGAUAUGGACCAAAUUGCCGAAAAAUAUGUACCUGUGGUGAAGGAGCGGUGUGUGAGCAAACAACAGGACAGUGUUUAUGUGGGAAAAGAUGCUACCAAAGAUGCCGAAGUGGAUUUUACGGUCCAAAGUGUCACCAAAGAUGUGACUGUCCUUCAGGGGUGUUGUGUACAGAUGACACUGGGGUAUGCACUUGCCCAGAUGGCAAAUACGGCAUUAUGUGCUCAAUCAACUGUAGUUGCCCUAGUGGAGGCAAGUGUGAUGUAAUUACAGGCACUUGUCUGAAUUGCCAUGAUUGUGGAAAUGAAGAAGGAUCAUCCAAAAUAGUGACUGCUGGCGGCGUGUUUGUCGGUAUUGCAAUUGCUACGUUUAUUGCUUGCAUCGUUAUUAUUAUCGUCCGAUAUAAACGAAUCAAGAUAUUUCACGUAAGAAAAUUCGAAGUAGAUGCGGUUAUUCGAAACUCUCGACUCUACAGCUCUCCAGGGGAAACUUGUUCUCUAUCGCCUGACUACAAAACUCACAACAGAAACUCGCAUUACGAAAGAUCGAUCCAAAGCUGCACCUUACCUCCUCUGCCAAGUCCGUUGCUACAUAAUUCGUCGAGUUUCAACACCGCUCAGGGGCGUACGCCAAAUUUUGCAACAUCGCCCCCUAAUCAACCAGAGGCCAGAUUAUACGAGGAUCCAGAGAGCAUAAUAUCCGAAGGUUAUAAAAGAAAAUCUGAGCAUGGCGAGGAAAUAGAUGUAAACUCAAUACCAGAGGGCGAUCAGGUGAUCACAGGUAAUAAGUCGAUUGAUACCAAAGAAAAACCACAGUAUUUUCAACUAGAAAAAGCCGACUAGAAUUGAUAUCCCCGCGAGCCAAAAAAUAAUGAUGACUGAUGCCGCAAUAGCUCUGCAACUCGCAAUUAUAUUAAAAGAAACUUUUUCAAGUAUCUUAUAUUCGAUUCAACUUAUCGUUCUUAAUGUACAUUACUGUAUCGUACCUUACAAUAAACAAGCGAGAAAAAUG
Anneissia japonica is the source of this 2573-nucleotide messenger RNA. Its product is annotated as multiple epidermal growth factor-like domains protein 10. The transcript has 8 exons. Bases 845 to 2404 code for a protein of 519 amino acids. NCBI's taxonomy places the organism in Eukaryota, Metazoa, Echinodermata, Crinoidea, Comatulida, Comatulidae. Gene Ontology annotation, molecular function: scavenger receptor activity. The record is from RefSeq and is a predicted model, not a curated record.